CCCAUACCAUUAAUUUCCCUCCUCUCCUCCUAUCUGGGAUCCUUCCACUUCCCAAUAACGAUACAAUUUUUCUUUACAUCUGCACAACCAUUUCAUUUACCAAAGAGAGAAAUAUUGAGAUAAAACACCCUAUCACUCUUCUGCAGUAUAGUAGUACUCUUCUUUUUCUGUCUGAAAAUUAAGUAAAUUUUAAUAAUGGGGAGAGGAAGAGUGCAACUGAAGAGAAUUGAGAACAAGAUCAAUCGACAAGUCACCUUCUCAAAAAGACGAUCUGGUUUGCUCAAGAAAGCUCAUGAGAUCUCUGUACUUUGUGAUGCUGAGGUUGGUUUAAUUGUUUUUUCUACAAAAGGCAAACUCUUUGAGUAUUCCACCGAUUCUUGCAUGGAAAGGAUUCUUGAAAGGUAUGAAAGGUACUCAUAUGCUGAGAGGCAGCUUACUGCUACUGAUCAUGAAACCCCGGGGAGCUGGACUUUGGAACAUGCUAAGCUUAAGGCAAGAAUUGAGGUUUUGCAAAGAAACCAAAGGCAUUAUGCAGGAGAAGAUUUGGACUCAUUAAGUAUGAAAGAGCUGCAGAAUCUUGAGCACCAGGUCGAUUCUGCUUUAAAGCACAUUCGAUCAAGAAAGAAUCAAUUGAUGCAUGAAUCCAUUUCUGAGCUGCAAAAGAAGGACAAGGCAUUGCAAGAGCAAAACAACAAGCUCUCGAAGCAGGUGAAAGAAAGGGAGAAAGAGCUGGCUCAGCAGACUCAGUGGGAGCAACAGAGCCAUGAUCAUCUCAACUCAUCUACAUUCGUUUUGUCACAGCCCUUGAGCUCUCUUCACCUUGGGGAAGCGUACUCAACUGCAGGAGACAACGGAGAAGUUGAAGGAUCAUCGCGGCAACAACAACAGAACACUGUAAUGCCGCCAUGGAUGCUUCGCCAUCUUAAUAACUGAUACUAAUCAAGUAUUAUAAGCGUGAAGCGAUCAAUAUUAUGCUAUGGUUUGUCGUCUACGGGUUAGGAAGAAUAUGUACAUAUAUGUUAUCAAACAAACACAACUUUUAUCCUAAUUAAUUAAGUAUGUAUAUGUGGUGCUGUAUUACAAUAUUCAGAAAUAUAUAUAAUGUAGUACCAUAUCAUCCUCGCCUUGGAUAUUUAGGCUUUAAACUUCUUACGACUCCUAUUUAUUAUAAUUGUUCCAUACAUUAUAGUGA
This is a messenger RNA of Nicotiana tabacum (common tobacco), 1192 nucleotides long. The record is from RefSeq and is a predicted model, not a curated record. Lineage: Eukaryota; Viridiplantae; Streptophyta; Magnoliopsida; Solanales; Solanaceae.